AGUUACGUAAAGACAUUGAACAGUUGUGUAUGCAGCAAGCUGGUCCUGGUUACCUUGUUGUGGCUACUCGAAUGCAUUUUCAGAGGUAUAUUAUUUAUCUCAAGUCUAUCAGAUGAAGUUGUUAUCAUUAAUAUUUUUUUUGGUAGGUAUGCGUUGGCAUUAUCUUUUCAAAUUGGAAAUAAGAAUGCAUUGUGAAUUUAUCCCCCCCAUUAGGACAGCUGGCUUGGAGCAGGAGAUUGAGAGCUUGAAAGAGAAGUUAACUGCUUGCACUAGAGAGAAGUUAAAUCUCCAAGAGGAGCUUUCGGAAGCUUACCGUAUCAAAGCCAGUUGGCUGAUUUACAUGCUGCAGAGGUAUCAAAGAAUAUGGAAGCGGAGAAGCAGGUUAAAUUUUUCCAAGGUUGUGUUCCUUCUGCAUUUGCUGAACGAGAUCAUUCAAUAAUGGAGG
Camellia sinensis is the source of this 445-nucleotide messenger RNA. The record is from RefSeq and is a predicted model, not a curated record. Lineage: Eukaryota; Viridiplantae; Streptophyta; Magnoliopsida; Ericales; Theaceae.